UGUCACUUCGAAAGAGGACUGGACCUGUUCGCUGAAACGCUCUUCUCUCCUGCCGCGCACAAACCCUCUUCGCCAUGGGGAGGAUUGGCAAGGAAGUGGCAGGUCAGAUCAUAAGCUUCAUAGGCCUCGUUGGGGUGGCGGUGACCUGCGGGAUACCCAUGUGGAGGGUAACCUCCUUCAUCGGAGCCAACAUUGUGACGGGGCAGAUCAUAUGGGAUGGCCUGUGGAUGAACUGUGUGAUGCAGAGCACCGGGCAGAUGCAGUGCAAGCUGAAUGAGUCUGUCAUGAGGCUGACCCCGGAUCUGCAAGCCGCUCGAGCCCUGGUCAUCAUCUCCCUCGUCUUCGGCUUCAUCGGCUUCAUGAUCACCUUCAUUGGAGCCAAGUGCAUGGGCUGUCUGAAAAAAGAUUCAUCAAAGGCCAAGGUGGUGAUCAUAGGUGGCUGCCUCCUCAUUCUUGCCGCCAUUCUGGUCCUGAUCCCUGUCUGCUGGUCCGCAGCCAUCACCAUCACAGACUUUGAGAACCCCCUGACCAUCGCAACGCAGAGGAGGGAAAUCGGAGCCUCCAUUUACAUCGGCUGGGCCUCUGCUGCGAUUCUUCUCAUCGGUGGGAUCAUCCUUACCACAUCCUGCCCUCCUCAAAAACCUGUUUAUGGAUACCCAGGCUACCCACCGGCACCACUGUACCCUUACGCAGGCCCGGGGACAAACCCAGGGACAUACGCCCCUGUUUACGCUCCCCCAUCCAGCCGACCAUACACAGCCACGGGGACAUAUAUACCAGCCAAACCUUAUGCAGCACCAACCGCAUACUCUCCAAGACAAUUCAUCUAAAAACUGAAAGGACAGACAGAGGAGAAAGACUGAGACUUCUGCCAAACUUUUUUAUGUGAUUAGAAAGUAAAAUUGCACCAAAAUACACCUUGUAUUUUUAGAGAAUGGUAUGUAUUCCAAUAGACUGUUGGGAUUUAAAAUGAAAUCAGUUCAACAAUCACUGUGACCUUUUGAUUAUAAUUAAUCUUUGGUAAAAUGUUUAGAAUUUGAGCUCUAAAGUAGAAAUCUUUUUUAAAUUCUUGAUGUGAGAGGAAUAUUGUGAAGCGUGUGCACUGAGAGUUGUAUUUCAUGAGGAAGUUACUGUCAAUAAUGUAUUUAUUUCUUUGUCAUACAGAGCACAUUUUGUAUAUAGUGAUGAUUUGUUUUUAUGUAAAUGCAACUUAAUUUUUGAAAUUACUCUAAAGAUUUCAAUAAAAAGUUAUUAUAUAUUCAUUAA
This is a messenger RNA of Plectropomus leopardus (leopard coralgrouper), 1266 nucleotides long. RefSeq names its product claudin f (gene cldnf). Gene Ontology annotation, molecular function: structural molecule activity. Lineage: Eukaryota; Metazoa; Chordata; Actinopteri; Perciformes; Serranidae. Gene Ontology annotation, cellular component: bicellular tight junction; membrane. The record is from RefSeq and is a predicted model, not a curated record.